This is a messenger RNA of Elgaria multicarinata webbii, 2378 nucleotides long. It is a transcript of the gene WDR4, whose product is annotated as WD repeat domain 4. Gene Ontology annotation, cellular component: cytosol; tRNA methyltransferase complex; nucleus. Gene Ontology annotation, biological process: tRNA modification; RNA (guanine-N7)-methylation. The coding region runs from base 7 to 1254 and encodes 415 amino acids. The record is from RefSeq and is a predicted model, not a curated record. The transcript is spliced from 11 exons. Lineage: Eukaryota; Metazoa; Chordata; Lepidosauria; Squamata; Anguidae. Gene Ontology annotation, molecular function: protein binding.
GCAGGCAUGGAGACGGCUGAUGCUACCUCGAGCCCUACGCCAGGGCUGGCGGUCUGCGGGGACCUGAUGGUGGCCACCGGCGGGACCAAGCUCUUGGCCGCCCGCUAUAAAGAACCCAGCAAUGAUGACCUUUUCAUUUAUGACUGCACCACAAGCAAGGGAUCUCAGGAAAAUCAAGGAAAGGAUGGAAAGUCUGCAAAUAAAGCAAGUAAUGAUAUCCUUGCCUGCGCAUUUUCUUCAUCAGGAACGUACUUUGCCCUGACUGAUGACAACAAACGACUGAUUCUUUUUCGUACAAAGCCUUGUUGGGAAUUUCUGAGUGUAAGAUCUGUUGUUAGAAGAUGUACUUCCUUGAUUAUAACAGCAGCAGAAGAUAAGAUUCUAGUUGGUGACAAAUCUGGCGAUGUCUAUUCUUUCUCAGUCACAGAACCGGAAAACACAGGGACAACUGAACUUGGACACUUGUCCCUUCUGUUGGAUGUGGCACUGAGUCCCGAUGACCAGUACAUCUUAACUGCUGACCGCGAUGAGAAGAUCCGAGUUAGUUUGACUGGAGCACCACAUAACAUUGUGUCCUUCUGCCUGGGCCACAGAGAAUUUGUCAGCAGAAUAUUCGUAAUACCAAACUAUCCCGAUCUCCUCUUAUCAGCUUCUGGGGAUUGUACACUGAGGCUCUGGGAAUACAAAAGUGGGAAAGAAGUACAUUGCUGUCAACUGAAUAGUAUGGCUAUAUGUGAAGCCACCACAAAUGAGCAGAAAUACGCUGUCUCAAGAAUAGCUUAUUGUUGUGAAGGAAAUUACAUUGCCAUUUUAUAUGACUGUCUUCCCGCAGUAUCCAUCUUCCAGCUUGACACUGGUGCUCAGAACCUCACUUACAAACAACACAUCUCCCUGAACCACAAUGGCUGGGGCAUUGCUUUUGAGGAAACAGGUGGACUCUGGGUUCUGCAGGAGGACAAGCAGGCGCCUCUUCUUUUCUACCAACCUGUGGAUGGACAAUGGCAGCCUGCUGCUGAAGCAAAAGGAUUGAUGAAAAUGUCAAAGUACAUACGUGACAACUGGAUAGUGUUUGAAGGCUGUGUUGGCAAAGGAAGCUGCUAUCAAAAUCUCUACAAGUCUUCUUUUGAUAACAUGGCUGUUUACCUCCAAAAGAAAGAGGAGAGACUUCAGCAGCACAAGACUAAGAGGAAGGACCCGCAGCGUGAAUCAAAUGGGCAGACAAAGAAGGUCAGAACAGAUGCACCUUCCUUAUGACACUCAAUGCAAGACUGUGUGAUUGGCAAUGCAUUGGAAGAAACCAAUCUCUGAAUUGAAUUCCUCCGUGAAGCCCAACGGUUAAAAACUUGGCUUGGUACUUGUCAUAAUGUAAGCUUGGCACCUGACAAGUGACAAGUAUUAACGUAACGAGCUCGAUUAACGUGCUGCUUAUCUAUCCUGUCAAAGGUAAUUGUGUCCUGUGUAGCUUAUUUCUAGCUGCAUGCCCCGGCUGUCAGCUGAGAUGUUAUUGAGUGAAGCCAUAAUGAAAUGUGGCUAAGAAAGGGGCGAAUGAGGAAAUUCCUCUUCCAAAUCCAGCUAAUCGGGUCUGUAGGUUGUGCUUUCCUACAUGUGCCAUAAAGUCAAUGUGGAGUCUGGCCCCUAAAGGGUAAAAGCUCACCCAACAGUGGCUAACUCAUGCCCAUCCUCCCCAACCAGAGAGGAAAUUGAGAGCAGUACGGAAUAACAAGGCAUUGGUGAUUGGAUUUAAAGGCUUGGCCUGUUGGCUUUUAAUGCUAUUUCAAAAUGGCCCUUUUGGUAAAUCUAGUAGCUAAGGGUGUACAUGGCCAAAACCAAAAUAUACUGGGAUAACUGCCUGAAAAUGCCAUCCAUCCAUGUGGUGAUGCACUAAAUUGUGGGACAAAUCAUAAACGUGAUGGACCUGGAUAAAAAUAACUUCACAUGACCACCCCCCAUUGUCCUCUAGUGCAUUUAAACAGAUAAAAACAAGCUAUCUUCAUACUAAAGAUAGCAAUAUACUUGUAGCAUAUGAUGAGUGUAAUGACCUACUGGACCAGUAAUAGAGUUCCGUUACUGGUGUGGUCCUAUGACAACGGGACUAUCUUUUCUAGAAGGAAUUUCUGUUUGACGGCAUGAUGCAUUUGUUUUUCAAAACAGAUUAAGCUGAACUCUUUUUUUUUAAAAAAAAAUACUUUUGCCAUCUGCUUUAAACUAACCAGCAUGCCUGAGCAUCUUUCAUUUUUAUUUUAUUUUUUAAAUAAAAAGCUAAGGAUUUUAUGUCAUACUUUGCUUUAGAACUUGAACCAGCAAUGAAGGCUUUAGAUGUACUGUAAAUAAGCAAUAAAACAUGUCAACCAAGUUGUGUCAUGGAGAAGACUUUGCCU